Messenger RNA from Pseudozyma flocculosa PF-1, 2130 nucleotides. RefSeq lists its product as uncharacterized. Lineage: Eukaryota; Fungi; Basidiomycota; Ustilaginomycetes; Ustilaginales; Ustilaginaceae. The record is from RefSeq and is a predicted model, not a curated record. Gene Ontology annotation, molecular function: rRNA binding; U3 snoRNA binding. Gene Ontology annotation, cellular component: small-subunit processome; nucleolus. Bases 1 to 2130 code for a protein of 709 amino acids. The transcript is spliced from 2 exons. Gene Ontology annotation, biological process: maturation of SSU-rRNA from tricistronic rRNA transcript (SSU-rRNA, 5.8S rRNA, LSU-rRNA).
AUGGACCCCACUCUCAAGCUCAUGACCCUCAUCAACGUCAGCGCCGCCAGACCCGGCAAACGCCAGAAGCUCGCCACCUCGCACUACAACAAAAUCACCAGCAGAGCCGCAGUCGCUUCCACCACCCUCUCGCAGAGCACAAAGCCGAAUCGCGACUCACUACCUGCUCCCAGCUCAGACGAUGCCGAGCUCGCACACUCCGCCACGCCCAAGCUCGUAGGCGCCGACGAUGCCGAUUCUUCCGACGACGACGACGACGACGACGAGCGGGGUGACGGCCAGCACGACGGCCAGGGACAGCAACGGAAAGGCGAUGGGGCGGCCGCAACAAAGGGCAAGGCUCCCGUAGACGCCUUUCAGGCCCACUUUGGCUCGCUAGGCCCGCAUGCCCAGGCCGUCGAGAAGCUGCCCGCCGAAAACGCAGAGCUCUCCUGGACCAACUCGCGCCAAAAGCUGGGCCCGCUCGGCGACGUCGUAGUCUCUCGCCCGCAGCUCGACGGCCUGGACAGCCAGAAUGCGGAGCUGGUCGGCCACCCGCAGGCAAAGGUGCUCGAGUCGUUUCAGCACUACAUCGAGAAGCGCUACCCGACCGGCAUCACGCCGCUCCAGACGACGCUGGCCAACAAGCUGGCGAGCUACAUCGACGUCGCCCAUACCGAGGUCGACCUCGACGAGCGGGCGCAGCUGCGCGAGACCAUCGCCAUGCACGCCAUGAGCCACGUGACAAAGACGCGCCGGAGGAUCCUCAAGAACAACGAGCGGCUGGCCAAGCUCGCCUCGGCCGACGACGGCGCCGCCGCCUCGCUGACGGCCGACGUGCGCGACCAGGGCUUCACACGGCCCAAAGUGCUGGUGCUGCUGCCCUUCCGCAACUCGGCAAAGGAGUGGGUGCGGCUGCUGCAGAGCUUCUCGCUGUGCUCCCAGGUCGACAACAAGUCGCGCUUCGAGUCCGACUUUUCGCUGCCCGAGGGCACCGUCGACAAGCUGGCCGACGCCUCGGCCUACUCGCGCUUCCCGCGCGACCACGUCGAGACGUUCCGCGGCAACAUUGACGACAGCUUCAAGCUCGGCCUCAAGGUGACGCGCAAGAGCCUCAAGCUCUACAGCCCCUUUUACGACAGCGACGUCAUCGUCGCCAGCCCGCUCGGCCUGCGCCUCAUCAUUGAAAAGGAGCGCGACGCCGACUUCCUCUCGUCGAUCGAGAUGCUCGUGGUCGACCAGCUCGACGUCAUGGCCAUGCAGAACUGGGACCACCUCCAGUUUGUCCUGGGCCACCUCAACCAGAUCCCCAAGCAGGCGCGCGAGACGGACUUUUCGCGCGUCAAGCAGUGGUACCUCGACGGGCGGGCGCCCCUGUUCCGGCAGACGGUGCUGCUGUCGGGCUACGACUUCCCAGAGCUGCGUGCGCUGUACGCAAAGGAGCUGCGCAAUGUGGCGGGCAAGCUGCGCACCGUGCGCACCCACGCCGAGGGCACCAUGGCGCUGACGCGCCCGGGCAUCCGGCAGGUGUUUACGCGCUUCGACUGCGUCAACCUGCACUCCGAGGCCGACCUGCGCUUCCAGCACUUUACCACCAAGACCUACCCGCAGCUACAGAAGAGCGCCGUGUCGUCGAGCCAUACGCUCGUCUUUGUGCCGAGCUACUUUGACUUUGUGCGCCUCGACGACUGGCUGCGCAAGCAGAAGGGCGCCAGCUACGCCGCCAUCUCCGAGUACUCUACGAACCGCGAGAUUCUGCGAGCGCGAGAAUCCUUUUUCUCGGGGCGCAAGGCGAUGCUGCUCAUCACGGAGCGCUUCCACUUCUACCGGCGCUACUUUAUCCGGGGCGCAAAGACGCUCGUCUUCUACGACCUGCCCGACCACGCCGCCUUUUUUGCCGAGGUGCUCCAGUUUCCGUUUACGCGGAAAAACACGAUUUUCCUCGAGGAAAAGGCCAAGGCUGGCAGGGCUGGAAAGAGAGGUGCUGGAGACGAGGGCGACGAGGAGGAGGAGGAGGAGACGGAUCCGAGCGAGGUGUCGGUCCAUGUCGUCUUUUCGCGCUAUGGCUUCAUGAAGCUCGAGAGGAUCGUGGGCGCCCAGGAGGCGAGGAGGAUGGUCGAGGGUCAGAAGGCUACCUGGCGCUUCGUCUAG